Uranotaenia lowii is the source of this 1322-nucleotide messenger RNA. Its product is annotated as ficolin-2-like. The transcript is spliced from 3 exons. Lineage: Eukaryota; Metazoa; Arthropoda; Insecta; Diptera; Culicidae. Bases 48 to 1073 code for a protein of 341 amino acids. The record is from RefSeq and is a predicted model, not a curated record.
UGGCGCUUCUGGCCAUACUUUUCUGUUACUUCGGAAGGACGACAUCAAUGGAGAAUAGUUCCACAACAGCAUUGGGCUACGAGCUAACGAUUGCAGGAUUGGAUUCCAUCAAUUUCAACAUGCACAGCGACUACCUGCGAUCGAAAGAGCAGUUCGACAUUCUCCGAGCAGAGCUUGAAGAAAUACGGGAUUCGAUUCGUAGCAACGAAGCCCUAGCACAACGUCAUGCUCGAACGCUGGCCAAACUGGAGAGUGAAUCAGAGCUUACGACCAUGAGCCUGACGAGGCUGAUAAACAGCACAGCUGCGAUACACAAGCUUCAACAACUACAGCCGAGUACAGAAAUGUUGAACGAUCUGCUUGUAAGAUUUCUGACCAACAGCUCGUUCGAACAAACAUUGGCCAAAAUCCCACAACUUUCGGUCAAACAACCUCAAAUACAUCAAACUUGUUCCGACAUUACAAGUAAUACAUCCGGAGUCUACAGGCUGCAACCUGAUGGAAUUAAAUCGUUUGAAGCCUUUUGCGACCAAGAAUACGAGGGAGGAGGUUGGACUGUCAUCCAGAACCGUUUUGAUGGCGCGGUCGAUUUCUACCGCAAAUGGGCAGAAUAUGAACAGGGCUUCGGCAGUUUAGAGAACGAGUUUUGGUUGGGCCUUGAAAAAGUUCACCAACUCACCUCGCUCAAAGCUCAUGAGCUCCACGUUGUAGUGGAGGCAUUCGAUGGGAAGAAGGGCGUCGCUAAGUAUAGCCAUUUCUUGGUUGAUGGAGCUGACAAAAAAUACACCCUGUCAAAAUUGGGCACCUACAGUGGAAAUGCUGGAGACUCGCUAAGCUUCGCGCUCAACAUGAAGUUCACUACCCACGAUGCCGAUCACGACAUUCAUGGGGGAAACUGCGCUAUGGAUUACAAAGGUGCAUGGUGGUACACGGCUUGCCAUCAUAGUAAUCUGAACGGACUAUAUCAGAAAGGAUCGACCAAUGCAAAUUCGAUGUGCUGGCACAGCUUUAAAAGUUCAUACGAAAGUUUGCAUAAAUCCCGUAUGAUGAUUCGAGCCGUUAAGGAAAAGUAAAAAGUAAAAACAUAAUACAUAUCAACACCGUGGAUUUCCUGUUGAAGUUGGAGCUAAGGUUAUAAAUAAAAACUAGUAUUUAGUAUCACCUCGAUAAAAAGAUGAAGGAAUGCGGAACCACUGCGGAUUAACCAUUAUCUGCUCUAAUGUCAAUAUGACAUUGGGGAGAAGCGGGCUUUAUGCGCCUAUUAGGCAGAAUACUGAUUUCAUCGAAUAUUACAUCUAAUAAAGUUCGAACACGAAAUUAUU